UCUCCCGCCCCUGCCGGAAGUGAACGUUCACUUCCGGCGGGGGACCCUCGGGCCGGGAGUACGGGCUCCGGACGGGCCGGUGACGAGAUGACCACGCUCCGGGCUUUCACCUGUGACGACCUGUUCCGUUUCAACAACAUUAAUCUGGAUCCACUAACAGAAACUUAUGGGAUACCAUUUUAUUUACAAUAUCUAGCUCACUGGCCCGAGUAUUUCAUAGUUGCAGAGGCUCCUGGUGGCGAGCUCAUGGGCUACAUUAUGGGUAAAGCAGAGGGCUCAGUAGCCAGAGAAGAGUGGCAUGGUCAUGUCACAGCCCUAUCAGUUGCCCCUGAAUUUCGACGCCUUGGCUUAGCUGCUAAAUUAAUGGAGCUACUAGAGGAGAUUUCAGAAAGAAAGGGUGGAUUUUUUGUUGAUCUCUUUGUAAGAGUGUCAAAUCAAGUUGCAGUCAACAUGUAUAAGCAGCUGGGCUACAGUGUGUAUAGAACAGUAAUAGAAUAUUAUUCUGCAAGCAAUGGAGAGCCUGAUGAAGAUGCUUAUGAUAUGAGGAAAGCACUCUCCAGGGAUACAGAAAAGAAAUCCAUUAUACCCUUACCUCAUCCUGUGAGACCUGAAGACAUUGAAUAACUCUAGGCAGUGGUUCUUAGGCAGAGAAUGCUCCUGAUCAUCUUUUAUGGACAAUAAUAUUUUUCAUUGGAAAUUGACUCUAAAAAUCAGUUUCAGAGAUGUGUAUACAGGCACAUCUUGAAGAUCCUUUAGGAGAAAAAUAAUCACUUCAUGUCUUGAAGACUUGAGUAAGAAAAUACUUUCUAUAUGGACUUCUUAAUUUAAACCCCUAAGUCCCAGUCUAGCACUAGCACAUUAAAGAAAGUUCUUCACUAUAUUUCAUAUGCAAUUAAAAAGGCAGCUAGGCCAAAAGGAAGCAAGACAUUCCAUUAUCAUGGUUCACAGUAUUAGGUAAGUACUAGGGAAAUAUUGGCUUCAUUUCUCUUAUAAAUUCUGUGCCUGAGAAUCACUGCUGCCUCUAUUUUUUUGAUCUUCAUAUUGAAUAGUUAAAUGAAGCUUUAAAAGCAGUUGUGAAAAACUCAAAUGUAUAAAGAUAAAAUGUAUAAUAAAACACAAAUUCACUAUGUGAA
Molecule: messenger RNA, 1133 nt
Organism: Phascolarctos cinereus (koala)
Lineage: Eukaryota; Metazoa; Chordata; Mammalia; Diprotodontia; Phascolarctidae
Gene: NAA20
Product: N-alpha-acetyltransferase 20, NatB catalytic subunit
Biological process (GO): N-terminal peptidyl-methionine acetylation
Cellular component (GO): NatB complex
Molecular function (GO): protein-N-terminal amino-acid acetyltransferase activity
Source: RefSeq, a predicted model, not a curated record